Messenger RNA from Eruca vesicaria subsp. sativa (arugula), 1355 nucleotides. The record is from the annotation of a GenBank genome assembly. Lineage: Eukaryota; Viridiplantae; Streptophyta; Magnoliopsida; Brassicales; Brassicaceae.
AAGAAAGGGAAACGAGCGAGAGAAAGAAGGAAAAAAUAUGGCUGCCUUAUCAGAAAAAGAGGCCGAAGCUUAUCUCGACGCAAGGCCGAGAUAUCCGAUGGAUUGGUAUAAGAAGAUAGCCGCACGGACACAAGACCACAAGUUUGCUUGGGAUGUCGGAACUGGUAACGGCCAGGCUGCUAUUGGGCUUGUUGAGCAUUACGAGAAUGUGGUGGCUACCGAUAUAAACGAAGCACAACUUAAACGAGCAAUCAAACACUCAAGAAUUAGCUACCAUCACACUCCAAAAAAUAUGCCAGAAGACGAAAUGGUCGCCUUAAUCGGAGGAGAAAACUCUAUGGAUCUCAUAGUUGCAGCACAAGCUGUCCAUUUUUUCGACCUAACCACAUUUUAUAACGUUGCAAAACGUGUACUUCGCAAGGAAGGAGGCCUAAUAGCCAUUUGGGUCUACAACGAUAUCAUUAUCUCGCCCGAGAUCGAUCCCAUAAUGAAGAGCCUUGUCGACUCUACACUUCCUUUUAGAACUCCUAUAAUGAAUUUGGCAUUUGAUAGUUAUAAAACGCUGCCGUUUCCUUUUGAGGGCAUAGGGAUGGGGUCAGAAGGAAAGCCUGUCACGCUAGAUAUUCCGCAUAAACUUUCGCUUAAAGGGUUUAUAGGGUUCUUGAGAUCGUGGCAGCCGGCUAUGAAGGCCAAGGAGCAAGGAGUGGAGCUUGUCAAUGAAGAACUAAUUACUAAGUUUGAGGAGGCUUGGGGUGAUGAAAACCAAGUUAAAGAUGUUUUCUACAAGGCUCAUAUGAUAGUUGGGAAAAUUCCGGAAGUGAGAUGUGAAUCUGAUCAAUUGUCUGAAUAUGGUAACAAAGAUCUCUUGCACCAAACGGAGGUUGGGAGAAAACAAGAAAGGCGACAACCAAUAUCUGAUGAAGAAGAUAGACAAAGUAAGAAACAAAAUACAAGUGAAGAUGAGGCAUGCUAGAGAAGAUCAUCCUAAUUAUUUGAGUGUUUUGGUAAUUCAAUAAGGGUUUUAAAUAAAUUAUUAAUUAAACUAUUUAUAAGAAAGUAAUAAACCAAUGUUUUUUUGGUAAAAAAUAAAGCAAUGUUUAUGUUUAUCAACAAAUUCAACGCCUUGGAUCUUGCUCAAACCCAUAGACUUGAGAGUUGUCAAACAUGCAUGUUAAAACUACUGGAUUUGGAUGUUUGAAAGAAAAUUAAUUACUAGCGUUAUUAGGACCAUGCAAGAUAUAUAUGGCGUUGGUACACAUAAAUAUGGAUAAAAGCACUACAAUCCCUACAAAAUAUUUUAACAAAUUGUCACUCAUUUUCUCAAAUUCUUUAUGUAAAUGCUACUUUUAAUGUCG